Messenger RNA from Dovyalis caffra, 519 nucleotides. The record is from the annotation of a GenBank genome assembly. NCBI's taxonomy places the organism in Eukaryota, Viridiplantae, Streptophyta, Magnoliopsida, Malpighiales, Salicaceae.
AUGGUGUCCAGCUCAGCUCACCUCAUCUUCUUUUGCUUCUUCAUCCUCUUCUCCGCCACUGCCACCACCGCUACCGACCACAUUGUUGGUGCUAACAAAGGCUGGAACCCUGGUAUCAAUUACACUCUCUGGGCCAACAACCAAACCUUCUAUGUCGGUGACCUUAUCUCUUUUAGGUACCUAAAGACACAGUACAGCGUCUUUCAAGUGAACGAGACUGGUUAUGACAACUGUACAACAGAAGGAGCACUAGGCAACUGGACUAGUGGCAAAGAUUUCAUACCUCUUGACAAGGCCAAGAGGUACUACUUCAUUGGUGGCAAUGGACAGUGUUUCAAUGGCAUGAAGGUUACUAUUCUUGUUCACCCUUUGCCAUCACCACCAGCACCUGCUAGCAUGGCUGCUAACUCGACAUCCUCAAAUUCUGCAGCUCCAGUGGUUUUCCAUAAGGGGUUGGUGGGCUUGAGAGCUUUGGUUUUGGCAUUUGCUUCAAUUUGGUUUGGAUCUGGUUGGAUCUAG